AAGAAAAAGGGAUCAUGUCAAUUUUUUUAAAAAUAUGCAAGUUUUUAAAAUUGAAAUGAUGGCUUUUUAUUACAAAAAUAUCUUUUAUAUUCCUUGAGUUUGAAUGAAAAGGUGCAGAUGCGCGUUAAAUUUGACUUUUAAACGCCCGUAUUUGUUGCUUAUAUAAAGGUGUCAGCGUUCAGUGUACAUGAACGCUGUGAAUUUAUUUGCAAUUCGGUGACCGUGACCUUGUUAGUAAAUUGAUAGUUGAAAAUUGAUUCGGCAGCAGAGAGACCCCUGGGAGCGGAAAGAUAUAAAGAUACAGCCAUGGAGGACUUAAUCGAGCUCAUAGCAAAUGCACUCAGCAUGUUAACGAUAAUGUCAUGUCUGUUUUUAAAAGUGCCGCAGAUUAUGUAUAUAAGGGAGAAACAGUCUGCAGAAGGUAUUUUCAUCCAGGCCAUGCUUAUGGAAAUAACUGGGUUCUCGAUAAUGACGCUAUACAACUAUACAAAUAAAUAUGGAAUAAUGACGUACAUGGAAUACCCAAUAAUAUUGUUUCAAGUGUAUGUAAUGUUUUAUUAUGUGCUGAAAUUCAAAAACAUGCUCAGUAUGCCAAUGGUGCCUGUUUUGACGACUGCGUAUUUUGCAACCGUGCUCGGAUUUGUGCUGGACCUUCUACCAAAACAGUUACUGUCUUACAUGGUGCCCUUCUGCACUCCGCUGAGCGGUUUCGCGAAAGUUACUUACAUAUACGGCAUCAUCCAAGCGGCAAAUGCGGACGCAGUGUCGCCUACAACGUGGAUUAUAUCCGUGCUUACGAAUCUCGCUCGCGUGUUCACGGUAUACGUCGACUCGGCCGAUGGAAAAUUAAUCGCGAACUUCGUUAUAUCAACUCUCCUCAGCUCUGGAGUAUUAUUCACAGCUCUGUAUUACCAAAGGAAGACAGCUAGUCCGCCACGCCGCCGACGCCGCACCUCAAGCCAUGACGACUAGCAACUGCCUUAUAUUAUUCAGUCGAAGUCGCUUGUAGUGAUUUGCUGUCGCUUAUAACACUUCACCGCGGUUGUGUGAUUAAUUAUUUAAUUUCAAUAGGAAAUGUAUGGCGAUAUUAUUGCUUAUGGCAAUUUUAAAAUAUGCUAUUUUGUAUGACGUUAUAUAAUUGUGUUAUCUACUGCCAAUGUAAUUUUUUGAAGUUUCACUUCGCCUGUAAAUUCGGUAGAAUAUACGUCAAUGGGUAAAUGCAUAUUCGCGGUGUUUUGAUAUAAGCAACAUAUUGCAAUAUGCUUAUUAUAUUAAUUAUUGAGUGAGUUUCAAAAAUUUUGUUGGAAAACACACGUUCGCCGUUUGAAUUUGUAAAAUUAUGUUUUGGAAGUACUCAUCAUUUUAUCGUCUAGAAAAUAAUGCACAUGUAUUUAGUAUUGUUAUGUAAUUCCUACUGAAUUUUAAAUCAUACUGUGUUUAAACGGAAAGUUUGAUGCACAUAAAAGAUAUUUUUUAAAAAGCUUGUAGUGAGACAGUUAAAAUUAGAUUUUUCCACUCACUUAAAAGCAAUUACCUGUUUGGCUCAAUUCGGCUUAACUUUUUUCUAUUCUCAUGCAUAGUAAAUAUUUGAGUAAAACGUAACAGUCAAGUUCUUGUGUUAUGUUCAACAGCUUUAAAUAAAUAGUGCCAUCACAUUUUAUUAACAGUGGUCUAUAGGUGAAAUAAUAAUUAUAUGUAUGGAGAUAAACGUCUCUAUGAGUAAAAUCAAUACGGACAGGUGUGCGAAUUUGUACCACAUGGGACCGUAGCCAAUAUGAUUUUAUUUUACAAUUGUUAACGCUAUCGUUAUAUAUGAGAACUAGCUUUUGCUCGCUCCUUUGCCCGCGUCAAGGAGUUUCCCGGGAUACAAAGUAACAUAUAAAGUUUCCAGGAUCUUAAACUAUCCCCAUACCAAAUUUCAUAAAAAUCCGUUCAAUAGAUUGAGAAAAUACAAACAGACAGAAAAGGGCUCCUUGUUUUAUAAUAUGUAUGGAUAACAUAUCAUAAAGAUAGACUAAACGCUAGUAAAUAUCAUGUUUUUUCUAUUAGCUUUAACGAUUGUACAAAGGUAUAAUGGUUACGGCCUGUUGUAAUAGUCCUAUUUGCCUAAAACAGAUACUAUACAAUAAAAUAUCCAUCAAUACUUUAUUCUAUAGGGUCUGUUUUCAAAAACAUUAUCCCAUAUGUUUCAAAUAUAGAUCACUAUAUUAUUCUAAAUUAUUUCUUGGAAGCACAAUUUUGUGUAACUGUUAAACAUGCUUGCAUUAAAAGAAUGCAUAUAUUUUUAAUACGUUAAAGCAAUAUAUUGCGUGAGUAGUGACGAAAUUGAUUAUCUAUUUUCUACAUGUCAUUAACAGCUGUUUUCUAGAAACGAUCCAAAUAUCAAUCUCCAAUCCGAUUCCGAGGAUGAACCAAUCCAAUUGACUCAUUUGUCAAAAAAAAUCUGGUUAGUUUUUGACACAUCGAAAAAGCGAUUGAGAUCGUUUAUUGAAAAUGGCGGCAAAAAAGUCAAUAGUAAAGUAAAGCAAUAUCACACAAUGGCCUUCACAAUAAAUAAUUUUAAUCAUAAUAUGAAUAAUUUUUCAAGUUUGUGAGGACCCAAAUUCUAAAUGGCAGGGAGUAUGGUAUUUGAGAUUUUUUUUAUAACUUAUAUAAAAUAUUUACGUCGUAUAAAAUCUAAAACAGAAGAAAUCAUUGAAAUCUGGUUCAAAAUCCACAAGUUAUAAGCCAUUGAGAAUAUGUAAGUAGUAGGAGUGAUUGUCAGAAAACAGGAAAGGAACAAAAUACUUGCAUGUAACGUUAUUAGGAAUUACGAGGCGUGUGAAACAAAAAGAAAUGAAACGGUAUCCCCAUUUCACGCCCACUCCUGCACGUAGCAAUAUUUCAAAUUUCAAUUACUGCCUCAUUUCUUGUCGAAUUUUAAUGCUGUUUUAACAAAAGGAUUUCUUUUUUGUACUAAUUGCUGUUACAUAUUACAAAAAGUAAAAAAUCAAACAUAGUCAAAUACUUUAUUGCAAAAGGAAGUUAAAAAACGCUCGGAAUACGAUGAACGCUAAAGCUGCAACGUAAGCUUUUUUACUUGACUACGGCGUAUCAAGGACGGGUUGAAAUAUUCACCUGCAAUAAUUUUGACAUAAUUGGCUACUAACAGCUGUCUUGUAAUAUUAGGCACAGUGAAAAGGUCUGACUAAGAUAGGACACAAAAUUUGCAUUUGGACCCUAUUAGGGCCUAAGAUGUAUUUAUUUAUUAUGUUGUUUUUAUUGUUUUUGUAAAACGUCAUUGAUUAGGGCCAAAAAAUUAACGUAGAAUUUUUCACGUCUUUGUUUUGAUUUGGACAUGGGUAACGCUAUAGGUUAAGGGGCCCUAAUCCGUCCCUAGGGGCAAAUCCGUCUUUUUGCAAUUACGUUCUAUGCGAAGGACUGUUUCAAUAGCUAGAGGCAUGAAAGACGAUAAAAUGUCCUAUUUACCUAUGGCUAUUACGGCUUAUUGCAAAAAGACGGACAUGCCUCCGUAGACGGAUUAGGGCUCCCUAACCUUGCCAAUAAAAAGUAAUGGUGCAGCCGGGUACGUAUUAAAUAUCUGUGUAAAAAGUUGUAUUUAUAAAAUACCCAUAUUAAAAUUAUUUUGACAAAUAUUUUUAUAUAAUAGUACAAGGCACAAUGGCAGUUCAAAAUGGAUUUUAUUUAAAAACAGAAAUAUUAUAUUUAGAAAUAAAUGUAAAGAAUGUACAAUGUAAUAAGCAAUAUAUUAAUGUAAAUUAUUUAUUAGUUAAAUAUUUAUGUACCUAUUUAGUGUUGUAGCUAAAUAUUUGUAAUUAUAUUUAUAAAUAUCGAAUAGUUGUAAUUUUGACGUCGCUUAAUAAACGCCUGGAAUAAAUCAUAAAGAAAACAUUUACAACACGCUUAUUGCACAUAUUGCUUUUGUGUUUUGCUUGGAAUAAGAUCUUAAAGCAGGUAUCACCGUGAAAUUUUAGUAAACAAAA
Molecule: messenger RNA, 3983 nt
Organism: Manduca sexta (tobacco hornworm)
Lineage: Eukaryota; Metazoa; Arthropoda; Insecta; Lepidoptera; Sphingidae
Product: solute carrier family 66 member 3
Exons: 5
Coding region: 307-972 (221 amino acids)
Source: RefSeq, a predicted model, not a curated record